Messenger RNA from Theobroma umbraticum, 1911 nucleotides. The record is from RefSeq and is a predicted model, not a curated record. Lineage: Eukaryota; Viridiplantae; Streptophyta; Magnoliopsida; Malvales; Malvaceae.
UCAUCUUUUUUUUUUGGUUAACGUGGCAUCUUUUUGUUGGUUGGUUUCAUUAAUUUUCGUGACCAUACGACAAGAUAGGCUGGUAACAUCCACGUGUCAAAUUAUUUCACUUGGCACCUUCUUACGCCCCAAGUUUUAUAUUUGGUUUUACCGAAAUGCCCUUAUUGAAGGCUUUUUUUGGAGAAAAGAAAUAAACUUUUUUAUGUGAAUUUUGUGAAAAAAUGCAAUAUUGACAUAAAAGGUUUAAAAUUUUGGCGAUUUCAGUUAUUAACAAAUCGGCCUAUAAGGGUAUUUUGGUAAACUUUGGAAAGGACAAAGGGGUAACUAAAAGCAAUGCUCAUAUUAUACAAAAUUGAAAGUCAAUCCUAUCAAUAUCUGAAAAACAUUUGGAAUGGCAAAAUUCUUACAGAGUUCUUUAACCAACCUCACAUUGAAUUCAGUUAAAUGGGAAACAGAAACUGGCCAUACUGCAAUAAGAAAAUCCAAUUCAAACCAAAUUCAGUGUGUCAUUACUGAAGAUAACAGAAGUAGCAUAGUUAAGAAUGGGAAUGAUUCAUUGGAAAUAUGUAAGGUUGUGAUUGGGUUGUGGCAGACAAGUGGGGGAUGGGGUAGAAUUGAUCGAAACAAUGCUGUCGAUACUAUGCUUCGAUAUGCUGAUGCUGGACUUACCACAUUUGAUAUGGCUGAUAUGUAUGGACCUGCGGAAGAUCUUUAUGGCAUCUUUAUCGAUAGAGUUCGUCGAGAGCGUCCAGCAGAGUACUUGGAUAAGGUUAGAGGUCUCACUAAAUGGGUGCCUCCACCGGUAAAGAUGACAAGCAGCUAUGUCAGGGAGAGCAUCAAUGUUUCACGAAAGAGGAUGGAUGUGCCUUCCUUGGACAUGCUUCAGUUUCACUGGUGGGAUUAUUCCAAUCCUGGCUACCUUGAUGCACUUAAACACCUUACUGAUCUGAAAGAAGAAGGGAAAAUUAGAACAGUUGCUUUGACAAAUUUUGAUACAGAAAGGCUGCAAAUAAUCCUAGAGAAUGGAAUUCCUGUUGUUAGUAAUCAGGUGCAACAUUCAAUUGUUGACAUGCGCCCUCAGCAAAAAAUGGCAGAGCUUUGUCAGCUUACAGGAGUCAAACUCAUAACGUAUGGAACAGUAAUGGGUGGUCUAUUAUCUGAGAAGUUCCUUGACACCAACAUAGCCAUUCCCUUUGCUGGCCCUCUGUUAAAUACCCCCUCUCUCCAGAAGUACAAAAGGAUGGUUGAUGCUUGGGGAGGAUGGAGUUUAUUCCAAACUUUACUUAAGACUCUGAAAAAGGUAGCGUCUAAGCAUGGAGUCUCAAUCCCAACUGUUGCUGUUAAAUAUAUACUAGAUCAGCCAGCAGUAGCAGGAUCAAUGAUAGGUGUCAGACUUGGUUUGUCGGAACAUAUCCUAGACUCGAAUGCUAUCUUUUCACUUGUUCUUGAUGAGGAAGAUGUCAACAGUAUACAAGAAGUUUCAGAAAGAGGGAAAGAUCUGCUUGGAGUGAUUGGGGAUUGUGGAGAUGAGUACCGGCGUGCAUGAGAUUCACACUUAGUUGAGAGAGAGUUUUUAAUUCAAACCUUCUUAUGAAAACAGAUUGUAGUAUAUCUACCGCAUAAAGCAGUUUCCAGGUCAGACUUAUUGGAACAUGUAGAGAGCAGUUGCCGGGGUCCAUCCAUAUGUAAUCAAGUCAAAUAUUGCAGUUUUUGUCUCUGAUUAAGUUCAUCCUUUCAUUACCAAAGUAAAAAUCAGUUUGCAACUUUUACCGGUCUCUUGCUGCUGUCAUCUGCUGUAAUAUGAAUUCCACAGUUGUAUGCAUAUCACUUCAAUACAUUAUCUCUUGUCAUGAAGAAAUUCUAUUCAGCCCUCAUGUAAAUCUCAACUUCAAAGCUUUUGGUGUGUUUCAA